AUGUCCGACGCGGAACUGACGCACAAGGAGCGGCGCAAGGCGCGCAAGGCCGAGCGUGCGCUCGCGCGCGAGAAUGAAGAUCCGCCGAAAAAGAAGCGUAGUGCUCCAGAGGCUGUUGAAGCCGAGGCGCCUACUGAAGAGCCCGCCGCAGAGCCCACCGAGCCCACCGAGCCCGCCGAGCCGGAAGAGGAACCGCUCUCGCACAAGGAGCGCCGCAAGCGGCGCAAGAUGGAAAAGAUGGAGGAGCGUGUCGAGCAAAGUGAAGAGCGCGACCACAGCUCUGCGCCGCCCGGCCGCCCCCAGCGCAGCCCGUAUAGUGUGUGGAUCGGCAACCUGGCCUUUUCUACGACGCAAGAGCUGCUCACCAAGUGGCUUGAGGAGCAUGAUAUCCAAGGAAUUAGCCGCGUGCACAUGCCGCAAGGCGCGCGCAAGUUUGAAUACAACAAAGGCUUUGCGUACGUCGACCUCCCCUCUCCCGAGCAAGUCGAGGCGUGCAUGGCGCUUUCCGAGCAGCAGCUCAGCGGCCGUCGCCUGCUCAUCAAGAGCGGCAGCGACUAUACUGGCCGCCCCGGGCUGGACCUGGCGGCGGCCGCUGCGGGCGCGAGUACGUCGGGCGGCCGUACCGGCCUGACGAAAACUGCGCAAAAGGUCUUGCACGCGCAGCGCAAUCCCGCUGCGCCGACGCUCUUUAUGGGCAAUCUGAGCUUUGAGACGACCGAGGAGGCGAUCCGCGAGCUUUUUGACGGCUCCGCGCAGCGCCGCUACCUGCAGGACCACGAGGACGACGAAGAGGACGAAAAAGACCUCGACCCCCCCGGUGCCGGCAUCAAGAAGAUCCGCAUGGGCACCUUUGAAGAUACCGGCAAGUGCAAAGGCUUUGCGUUUAUCGACUUUGAGUCUAUUGCGCAGGCUACCCAGGCGCUGAUCGAGCCCCGCAACGGACGCCUGCUCGGACGUACGCUCCAGAUCGAGUACGCCGGCGUGGAUGCCGUGCGGCGCGGCGCCUCGCGGAACCUGCUCCCCGACUAUGUCCCUACCCCCCGCCGCCGCCGCCGCGACUUUGCCGCCGCCGCGGAGGCCGCUCCGGAGUCCGCUGUCGAGUCGGCCGAAGAGCCUACUUCGGAAUCGACCGCCGGAUCGUGGCCCAAGCGUGAUCACGCCUUGCCGUCGCAAAAGGAAGCGGCCCCUGAAGAGCGUUCGCGUCGUGACCGGUUCAAGACGCGCGGUGCGCCCCGGGUGCGUCCAGGUGCAGCAAAUGCGAACGCGGCGCGUCAACAGUACACCAUUGUCCCCUCGCAGGGCACGCGCGUGACGUUUGAUGGGUCGCAUACUCCCUCGACCCGGGCGUCGUACCAGACGCAGUCCGGCGCGACGAGCACCAGUGAUGACGAAGAGGCGCUGACGGGCACCGGGAGUUCAUCGGGCGAUCGCCGCGCCACAUCGCGCACGUCGUGUUCGCGCUCGCCGGCGUCGGUGCAAUUUUCGCCGGAACAAAUGCACAGUACGCUACCUGCGCCGCACGAGCUGCGGUCUGCAUUCGCAUCGCAUGGUGGGGGUGACAAUGGACCGACAGCCAAACUCCGCCGAUCGCACAGCAUCAGCUACGGUCUCUUGAAGCUGGCGCACAUCGAGAUCGAGGAGUUCCCCUUGGGCCCCAAGAAGGGCAUGCGCCGCAAUUCGGUGUCGGGCGCACCGCGCGACACGCUGCCGCAUGCUGCGCAAUCCGAGUCUCCGCUGAUCGAAAGCAGCACUGGGAUUAUGACGAGUGAGGAGCAAGAUGUCCUUACUGGACUCCAGACGGCGCUCGAUGCGCACGACACGAACAAGAUCCAGUCGUCGAUCGAGUCUUUCCUGAAGCUCGACCCGACCAAGCGCACGCUCGUCGGCUUCAACAACAUACUCAGCGCGCUGCGCCGUGCGGGAUCGCUUGCAUCGAGCAUGCUGCGUAUUUAUCGUGAGAUGCAGGCCCACGGGCCGCCGCCCAACGCCACGACCUAUGUUGUGCUCAUUGACGCACUCUGCACACGCGAUAUGGAGCUGCACACGAACCCCAGCGACCGUACGGUGCUGCCCGAGGGAAGCGAGGACGACUUUUUGGUUGCAGCCCUGACGCUGGCGCAGGCCGCGCACGCAAUGCACCUGUCGCUGCCGAGUACGGCGGCGUACAACAUGCUGCUGCAAUGCUGCGCGAUGCGCGGGAAGACACGGGAGGCGGUCGAAGUGCUUGCUUUGCUGGAAGAAAACGUGCUAAUGACCAAGGAUGCCGACUCGUUUCGCCUUCUCAUCCAAGUCUUUGCGCACGAUACAGAACUGGCGCGCGAAGACGAGACCGAGACACAGCAGCAGUCCCGUCGCAUAAAGGCGUGUAUCGAAGUGUUUGAGACCUUUGAGCGCGUCGCGAGCGCCUUGGCCAUCAUCCAGCCGGGCACCGAGGCGUUCAGCAAGCCGCGCUGCCAGCGCGUGUGGGCGACGAUGCUCGACGCUCACUUUACGCUCGGCGACGCUGCAGGCGCCGUGUCCCUCUUUGAGCGCUUGAUCGCUGCGCAGCCCUAUGGGAUGUCCACGCCGCCGGUCGACGAGCAGAUCAUCUCGACAAUGGUGCUCGGCUUUGUGCGCGCCGGCGACAUCCGCUCGGCUGUCGAGUGGCUGCACCAUCUGCAAGACUCGGAGCUGCCACAACCCUCGGUCCAGGCGCUGGAAGGCGUGCUGGCCGCGGUGAUGCAGCAACCGCCGACCGAGGCGGCGCACUACCUAAACCCGGUCGGCGAGGCGCUGCUCGCGCGCCCCGUGCUUCUUUUGCCGAUCGCGGCCAAGUGCCUGCUGCACCUCGCGACCGUGCUGGAGAAGCGCAAGGUGUGGAAGCAGCUGUCGGACGACGAGAUCAAGCCGUGCCUCGACACGCUGCGCCGCCUCGCAGACAAGAUCUUUUCGACGUACUCGGACAAAAAGCCGCUCAAGACCAAGCAGCAGACGGUGCCGGUAGCUGCGAUUUUGCGCCUCAUUGGGCAGCUCACCUUUGUGGGCCGCCCCGGCGACGCAGCGGCCUUCUUCCGCCUUGCGGUGCUUGCGCUGCGCCACGCGGACACGACCGCUCCGUGCUGUGUCGCGCUGCUGUGUGACGCGUGCCAUUUGCCGAUGGCGAUUGCCGAUGCCGCGCUGCAGCAGCCGCACACGCUCAGCGAUGCGUGCGUGCGCCUGACGGCCAUGGUGACGCUCGUUGCGCCUGCGCUCGAAGGCAUGCGUGGCUCGCUGCUCGACGGCUACUACGCCUCGCUUACGCACCUGUACGAGGCGGCAAGCCGCGACCUGAACGGCGACAUGAGCGCGCUUGCGCUCAGCGAGGGUGCAUGGCGCAGUAUCACGGACGCGUUCUGUGCCGAGGAGCUCGCUGCGACCCAUAUCGACACGCCAACGACCUCGACUGGCCUCGGAAAGCUGCUUGCGGAGCUCGCGCAGCUGCCGGUGAACGCGCCGCGCGGCGCCGCACGGCGCCCGAUGCUGGACGUGGCGCGCCUCUCGACACUGCUGCGCAACAAGUACGGCGAAGAAGGCCUCGUGCUGCUGCAUGCGUGGCUCUCGCCCGACGAUCCUGCGGCGGCUGCGCCGGCCAAGAGCGGUCCGAAGCACACCAAGACCACGAGCGAGGGCAAGUCGGUGGCGGCCGAGGCGGUGGCGGCGCCCCACGCGCUGCAUGCGUACAUUGAAGGCGUGCACUCGCCAAACUUGCCGGCGGUGCGCAAUCUCGAUGGCGCGCUUGGCGGUGCGCUGCAGAGCCUUGCGCGUGCGCACGGCCAGCUGCAGGCGGACGAGCUCUAUGCGCGUCUCAAGUCGAGCGUCGGCCGCGGGACGUAUGCGGCGCCCGGCGCGCUGGCUGUGCUUAUCAACGCGUUUGGGCGUAUGGGCCAGCUUGGGCGUAUCGACGAGCUGUAUGCCAUGGGCAUGCACGUCCUUGCCUCGCGUCCGAACGAGCACGAGUGGCGUGUGAGCCACUGGUUCCAGCUCGAGGACGGCAUGAUUACGGCCUUGUCGCAUGCCGGCGCCGGUGAGCGCGCGAAUGCACACCGUGAGCGCCUCGUUGCUGCGGGCCACGUCCCCAGUGCGAGUGCGUACGCGGCACUGAUCGCCACGAUCCAGGAGCGCACCGACGACGCGGUCGUUGCCGAGGAGCUCUUUGGCGAGUCGCAGCGUCUCGGUGUGCGCCCCACGACCUACUUGUACAACACGGUGAUUUCCAAGCUUUCGCGCGCGCGCAAGGCCGAGCAGGCGCUGCGUCUCUUUGACGCGAUGCGCAGCGCGAACCUGCGCCCCAGCAGCGUGACGUACGGUGCGGCGAUCAAUGCGUGUGUGCGUACCGGCGACGAGGCGCGUGCGACGCAGCUCUUUGCCGAGAUGGAGUCGCAGCAGACCUUCCAGCCACGCGUGCCGCCGUACAAUACCAUGAUCCAGUACUACGUGCACAGCUGCAUGGACCGCGACAAGGCGCUGCACUACUACGAAAAGAUGCAGCAGGCCGGCGUGCGUCCCAGUGCGCACACGUACAAGCUGCUACUCGACGUCUGGGGCUCGAUUGCCCCCGUGCAGCCCGAGCGGCAGCAGGCGGUGUUUGCGCGCCUUGUCGCCGACCGGCUGGUCGGCGUGCAAGGCACGCACUGGGCGUCGCUGCUGCAUACCCAAGGCACUGUCCUCCACGACCUGGACCGUGCGCUAGAGACGUUUGAGUCGAUCGCGGAGCACGCGCCCGCGGGCCCCCGCAACGGGAUCAGCACGGUGCCGGACGCGGUGGUCUACGAGUCGCUCUUUUCCGUGUUUGUCGCGCACGGACGUACGGAUCUCAUGCCGGCGUACCUCGCGCGCAUGGUCUCGCAAGGCAUUCUGCCCACGGCGUACAUUGCGAACCUGCUGAUCAAGGGCUACGCGCAGGACGGCCCGCUCGGCCUCGUCGAGGCCCGCCGCGUCUUUGACGCGAUGAUCGACCCGCCGGCCGGCAUUGCCGCCGCCGGCAACCACCUGCCCCGCCACCACGGCGCGGGCGCGCUGGGCAUGCGCCGCGAACGUGUCGGCCACGGCUCGCGCGGCCAUGCCGUCGACCGCGCUAAUGUCCUUGGUGCGCUCGUGAACCGCGAGCCAAGCACGUACGAGGCAAUGAUCCGUGCCGAGCUCUCGUACGGCCACCAGGACCGUGCGUCGGCGCUCUUUGAAAAAAUGAAGGCGCGCGCCUUCCCCGUGGCACUGAUUCACCGCGCUCGCGCGUUGUUUGACCAUGUGGGGCCGCGCGCCACCGCCUAA
Malassezia japonica is the source of this 5286-nucleotide messenger RNA. RefSeq lists its product as uncharacterized. The record is from RefSeq and is a predicted model, not a curated record. The transcript has 3 exons. Gene Ontology annotation, molecular function: RNA binding; protein binding. The coding region runs from base 1 to 5286 and encodes 1761 amino acids. NCBI's taxonomy places the organism in Eukaryota, Fungi, Basidiomycota, Malasseziomycetes, Malasseziales, Malasseziaceae.